AUGGAUCAACAAUUUUUGAACCAACUGGAGCAAACUUUGGGUUUGAUUGUCCAACCAAACUCUUCUGGAUUGAAAGAAGCUACCAAGGCCUUACAAACUCAAUUCUAUACACAGCCAUCAAGUAUUCCAGCUUUGAUUCAUAUCUUGCAAAAUGGUUCCGAUGACGGUUUGAAACAACUUGCUGGUGUUGAAGUCAGAAAAUUGAUUGGUAAACAUUGGAAAAACUUGGAUGAGAAUUCAAAGACCCAAAUCAAGUCCUCGUUAUUACAAAGUGCUUUCAGCGAAAACAAAGAAAUUAUCCGCCAUUCGAAUGCUCGUGUGAUUGCCUCCAUUGGUACUGAGGAACUUGAGGAGAACAAAUGGCCAGAUUUAGUUCCAAAUUUGAUACACGCGGCUUCUGGUGAAGAUAGUGCAACAAGACAAACGUCAUCCUUUGUUCUGUUAUGUUUGUUAGAAGAUUUCACACCAUCUUUAGCGUCAUACGUCGACGAUUUUUUGAACUUAUUCGGACAAACUAUAAAUGACACUACUUCUUUAGAGACCAGAUCACUAGCUGCUCAAGCCUUGAACCACGUGUCUGCUUUGAUUGAGGAAGAAGACGUUAUCAAUCCACAACAUGCUGCAAAGUUUUCCAGUUUGAUUCCAUCAGUUGUCAAUGUCUUGGACGCAGUUAUUAAAGCCGAUGACAGCGUUAACGCCAAGCUGAUAUUCAACUGUUUAAAUGACUUUUUAUUGCUAGACUCUCAAUUAACAGCAAAUUCUAUCCUUGAAUUAGUCAAACUUGCUCUUCAAAUAUCUGUCAACACUGAAAUCGAUGAAGAUGUUAGAGUUUUUGCUGUUCAGUUCAUUAUUUCUGCUUUAACCUAUAGAAAAUCGAAAAUUAUCCAGGCUAGGUUGGGUCCAGAGAUUACAGUAGCAGCUCUGAAGGUCGCUUCUGAAGAAAUUGAUGUAGAUGAUGAGUUGAAUAAUGAAGAAGAAGCCGCUGAAAACGAAGAAAACACACCUUCUUCCAUUGCUAUUAGAUUGUUGGCCUUUGCCUCUGCAGAUUUACCACCAUCUCAAGUUGCUUCUGUGAUCGUUGAACACUUGCCAGCUAUGUUACAGUCUUCUAAUGCAUUUCAAAGAAGAAGUAUUCUUUUAGCAAUUUCCGUUGCGGUUGGUGGUUCUCCAGAUUAUAUUUUAUCUCAAUUUGAUAAAAUCAUUCCAGCAACAAUUUCUGGAUUGAACGAUAACGAGCCAAUUGUUAAGUUAGCUGCCUUGAAAUGUAUUCAUCAGCUCACAACCGACUUACAAGACGAAGUUGCGAAGUUUCACAACGAAUAUUUACCUUUAAUCAUUGAUAUUAUUGACACAGCAAAAUUCGUUGUUAUUUACAAUUACGCCACAGUUGCAUUAGAUGGUCUAUUAGAAUUCAUUGCUUAUGAUGCAAUCUCUAAGUAUUUAGAGCCAUUGAUGAACAAGUUGUUUUAUAUGUUGGAAAGCAACAAGUCAUCUAAAUUGAGAUGUGCCGUCGUUUCUGCAAUCGGUUCAGCCGCCUUCGCUGCUGGUAUUGCGUUCGUGCCUUUUUUCAAAACAAGCGUUCAGUACUUAGGUCAAUUUAUCGAGAAUUGCUCUCAAAUUGAGGGUAUGAACGAUGAUGAUAUCGAGUUAAGAGCCUUGACCUUUGAAAAUAUAUCAACAAUGGCCAGAGCGGUUAGAUCAGAAAACUUCGCUGAAUAUGCAGAACCAUUGGUUAAUUCUGCUUAUGAGGCAAUUCAGACUGAAUCUGCAAGAUUGAGAGAAUCUGGUUAUGCUUUUAUUGCUAAUUUGGCUAAAGUAUACGGUGAGAAUUUUGCACCAUUCUUGAAAACGAUAUUACCAGAAAUUUUUAAAACGUUAGAAUUGGAUGAAUAUCAAUUUAAUUUCGAUGGCGAUGCUGAAGAUUUAGCUGCAUUUGCCGAUGGAGCUACAGAAGAUGAUUUGCAAAACAAGUUUACGGUUAAUACAGGUAUUGCUUACGAGAAAGAAGUUGCAGCCGCAGCACUAUCGGAACUAGCGCUCGGUACUAAAGAACAUUUCUUGCCAUAUGUUGAGCAAUCGUUGAAAGUUCUGACCGAACAAGUUGAAGAAUCAUAUGGGUUGAAAGAAACUGCUAUGGACACAAUUUGGAAUAUUGUUAAAUCUGUUUUAUUAGCAGCUAAAAUCGAACCUGGUUCUUACCCAAGAGGUACGCAAUCAUACGUCGAUGCGAACGUCUUAGCAGUCAUUCAAAAGGCAAGAACAACCACUUUGUCUGAUCUUGCUGACGAAUUUGAAAACUCAAUGGUCAUCACUGUUUUUGAGAAUAUUGCCAAAAUGAUUAAACAAUUUGGUAGUGUCAUUAUCAUGGACAGUAGUGAUUCCAAAACUCUUGAAUCAUUAUGUGUUCAAGUAGUCAGUGUUUUGAAGGGAGAACAUACUUGUCAAACGAUCCAUUUGGAAGAAGAUGUUCCAAAGGACGAAGAAUUAGAUGCAUCAGAGACUGAUGCUACACUACAAGAUGUCGCCCUAGAGGUCCUUGUUAGCUUGUCGUAUUCUAUGCAAGGUGAUUUCACUGGAAUUUUCCAAGAUAUCAAGUCUGUACUAUUCGGCUUAUUUGAAUCCAAAUCAAAGAACAAAAGAUCCAAUGCCGUUGGUGCUACUUCGGAGAUUGCUGCAGGUAUGAAAGAUCAAAAUCCAUUUGUUCAAGAGAUGCUUGAACACUUGAUAACUAUCUUAACCAGUGACAAAUCUUUAGAAGUGAGAGGUAAUGCUGCAUACGGUGUUGGUUUGCUAUGUGAAUAUGCUCCAUUUGACGUUUCUGCUAUCUAUGGUCCUGUUUUAAAAGCCAUGUACGAACUAUUAACUACAGCAGACCAAAAGGCUCUAACCGCAGAAGAUGAUGAAGCCACGAGAGAAAUUAUCGACAGAGCUUUUGCUAACGCAAGUGGUUGUGUCGCAAGAAUGGCAUUGAAGCAUGAAGGUUCUGUUCCAUUGGAGCAAACUUUGCCAGCGUUAUUGGCACAUUUGCCAUUGAAGACGGGCUUCGAAGAGUAUGCACCAAUUUUUGAAUUGAUAAUGAAAAUGUACCAAAACAAUAAUCCAGUCAUCUCUGAAGCUACACCAAAGGUUAUCGAAAUCUUUACUUCAGUUUUCACAAAUGAAAAUGAAAGAGUGAAAUUGGAACAAGAAUCGACUCUAGGUAGAGAAGAAAACAUGGAGAAACUGAAACAAUUUCAAGAUGAGGAAACGAGGCAAAAAGUCAUUGAGCUACUAAAAUACCUAAAUGGCCGUUACGAUGGUAUAGUAGCACAAAAUCCAAUUCUAGCAGCAGUAAUUGCUUAA
Molecule: messenger RNA, 3342 nt
Organism: Zygotorulaspora mrakii
Lineage: Eukaryota; Fungi; Ascomycota; Saccharomycetes; Saccharomycetales; Saccharomycetaceae
Gene: KAP123
Product: karyopherin KAP123
Exons: 1
Coding region: 1-3342 (1113 amino acids)
Biological process (GO): protein import into nucleus
Cellular component (GO): cytoplasm; nucleus
Molecular function (GO): nuclear import signal receptor activity; small GTPase binding
Source: RefSeq, a predicted model, not a curated record